AUUAAGUUUGAUAUCCAAAUACACUCUGUACUAAGCUGAAAAUUGAGAUUCACAUGAACAUAUCAGAUUGAGAAUGUGGGACAGUGAGGCAAUAAUGACGCGCUCUAUAUUGCUCUCUUUGUUUAUAUUUUUCACAUGUAUAAUGAAAUUUGCCGUAGGCCACAAUGAUCUUAGAAAUGUAGCGUAUGGAAAACCAGCAUAUCAAAGUUCGGAAUAUCACACCCGGGAAUUUCCAGCCUCUAAGGCUGUGAAUGGCCUCCUUACGGACUACUCUCACACUGACAUAGAAAAGACACCAUGGCUUCGGAUUGAUCUUGGAAGGAACUACACAAUUCAUGAAAUAGAAGUAUUUGCUAGAAAGUACUGUUGCGCUGGCCAACUUCACGACUUUGACGUAAGAGUAGGCAAAAGCAUUUACGACAUGGAUCUUUGUGGACAUUUCACGGGAUCUACAAAUGUUGGCCAAAGGAUCGGUAUCUGGUGUCCAUCGAAUACAGUAGGCCGUUAUGUACAAUUGCAGAUCGUCAUGGGAUGGACAAACGUACUAUCUCCAGCAGAAGUCCUUGUUUGGGGACGUUUGUGAUUGAUAAAAAUGUUCAUUU
This is a messenger RNA of Saccostrea cuccullata (small rock oyster), 602 nucleotides long. RefSeq lists its product as uncharacterized. The transcript has 2 exons. NCBI's taxonomy places the organism in Eukaryota, Metazoa, Mollusca, Bivalvia, Ostreida, Ostreidae. Bases 74 to 583 code for a protein of 169 amino acids. The record is from RefSeq and is a predicted model, not a curated record.